Messenger RNA from Gaeumannomyces tritici R3-111a-1, 3810 nucleotides. RefSeq lists its product as hypothetical. Bases 1 to 3810 code for a protein of 1269 amino acids. NCBI's taxonomy places the organism in Eukaryota, Fungi, Ascomycota, Sordariomycetes, Magnaporthales, Magnaporthaceae. The record is from RefSeq and is a predicted model, not a curated record. The transcript has a single exon.
AUGGCGCCCAAAAAGUCCAAGUGGGAACAACCCAAAAAGUCCGACCGUCCCGACGCCACCGAGCUCGUCGAGAUGAUCCGGCAGACUUAUAGUGCCAGCGAUCGCACCGAAGGCGUCCGCAAAUUUGCGACGCACCUCAGGCGCGGCCGCCUCUUCGCGCCGGCCUGGGCUGCCGUCGGCGGGGCGCCCGGUCUCGCCGAUAUCAUGGCCCAGCUCAACCUCGCUGACAUCCGAGUCUUGUGUAAAAUGCUGGGCCGGACAGCUUCGGUGCAUGGUGCCAUGGAGGAGAGGCGUGCCGCCAUGGAUGAGCUCGCCAGCCUGCUCUACGACUCGAGCCAGCCGCGCGACAAGCGGCCACUGCAGCACUUCUACCGCUGUAUCCUCCCGGCCUGUAGCGUCGAGGUCAUGGUGGAUAUACAGAAGAGGCACCGCAUCGAGUUGGCAAACUGUCAGAAGAAGCGGCUGCUUUUUGCCCAUCCACGGUUCGCGGAGAGCAGCUUUCUCGAAGAGAUCUUCGUUUCUGGCGAUGACUCGACCCUCAUACGCUAUCAAGUCCUCUGGAGGGGCAACAUUCCGCUUUGCGAGCGCGUGCUCACGACCCUGAUCGAUACCGCGGUGCCCUCGGUGCCAUCAAACUUUUUGACGUAUUUUGCUGUCCCGUUCCUGCGCGUGACGCUUGGGCGGCGCCGCCACUCGGACGAGGAGCGCGACAGAUUUCUCGACCUCGUCAUGCAGGGACUGGACAAGGACAAGAAGCACACGUCGCAGGCUCCCAGGGUUUCGAUUUCGGAUGGCAUCGUUUCAUAUGUCGUGAAGCGCUGGCACGCCGCACGAGAAGGUGCCAGAACGCAAGCCUUGGAGGCGCAUCUUGUCCGGUUGCUUCGCCUAAUCGAUCGAGACCAUCCUACGACGAGCAUCAACGACUUGUAUCGAGCUGUCAUGGCACACAAAAGGAUGGGGCCCAGCAGCAGGCACAAGCUUAUCCGCCUGUUUCUUCUGCAUAUCAAAAUCUUCCGCUUCGAUAUCGAGGACCCUACCCAAAGCGCUCGAUUCGCGCUGGCCAACAAACAUGACACCUGGCCCCCCAGGCUUUUUCUCUCGAUCGGCAAUAAAAGUGGACUGGAUCUGAUGGAGAAGCUCGAGGCUCUGCACCCCAAAGACGGCUUCAUUGGCCUUGAGAGGGGGAACACCGUGCUCGGGCAAUCCAGUCACUUGGGUACAGCACGGGGCGAUGUAGAGAUUCUCAGAGCUUUACUGUGCCGGGAGCUGAAGGACGGCAAGAGCGAGACCUCAAGUCGCCGUCUCCAUUCUAUCGUGCAAGAGCGGAAGAAAGCCGCGGAGCAAUCACGAGAAGCACCGCUUCGCGCCUUCUGGGCUCUCUCAGUGCUCAACCUGUCCGUUGCUAUAGGCGACCUGACUCUCCUGCACGACAGCAUCAUCUGGGCGCGCCGCUUCACCAAGGACGCCACGACUAUCAAGGAGAUAUUCGACGUGGUCGAGACACGCGAGCUCAAGGAUCUACUGUGCGCCCUACCCAACCCGGAUUCCGCGGAUGGGGCGGCACACCUGGCGGCAGCGUUGCCUCUGACACAGGAGAGUACCAUACUCCUUGCCAACCAGACCGUUCUUGCUCUGGCACAAUCUGCCAUCAUGGUAGCAUCAGAAGGCCAUGUCAAGAGCAAGAGAAGCUCUGCGAAAGGGAGCUACACAGAGGUCUCUUCUCUGCCUCGCGACGUCUAUAAGGCCCGUCUCCACUGGCUGAGUUCACUCCAAAUAAGGUUGAAAGUAGGGGCUGUCGCAGUGGAUCUCGACCAAAACAUGCUGGACGCGGUUUGUAAACCGACUGCAGACUUGCUCUUGCAAUUGGAGAAGCUCCGACGCUCCUCUGGGGGCGCAAAACUGGUAUUUCCAGGCGUACACCAACGUAGUUUCCCCUCCCCUAUGCAACUCAUUUCGGACCUCGCGCGAUGCAGAGGAGCAAUCCUGGCCGAGCUGGUGGCCUAUAUCUGUAGUGCCGUGCAGGAUGUGCACAGUCCUGAGGAUCCCGAUGACCACAGCUAUACGACCACGGUUCACAGCGUCAUCUCGGAAGUUACCAAAAGCGAUCACCCAUCGCUCGCCUGGCGCCUUUUGCGGAGCGCGAUUGCAGAGGGAGGGAGUGAUAACGCCUGGCACUGGGAUUAUUUAACUACACCUUUCAUCUCGGCGCUACCUGCGGACAUGGCCAAGGAGUUUUUACACUUCAUGGCCGACAGCAUUACGGGGCUGAUGAGGAAGCAAAAGUCCCUCCCAUGGGUCCAAGGCCAAAAGCCCGUAAUCAAGGUCACGACGAUCAAGAGGAUGGCCAAUGUGCUGCGGAGCAACAUGUUCGUCGACGCAUCCUCAUCAUGCGACAUGCUCAUCUCGCUUCUCGUCGAGGCCCGACACGUCGACGCCCGCAUCGCCAUCGUUGAGAGCCUGGCCCGUGUCAUGGAAGAUCAGACGUGCCCCGAAGAGCUGCGGGCGCGCAUACUCGACUCCCUGGAGCAGCACGUUGUCCCUGCAGCGGGCGCUCUCAACCCACGCCGCGUGCUCACCGAGGCAGACUGGGCUCAGGUCGGCGUCCCCGAAGUGGGCGAGGACGCCCCUCUCCUUGACCUGCUCGUCCGUCACGCCCGCAACCCCAAGCUGCACAAGGAGGACAACGAACAGCUCAUGGGGCUUGUCAUGGACGUGCUGCGUUGUUCAUCUACCAACAACGUCCGCUGGAUGAAGGCUUUUCUGUUCAGUCGCCAUGUGACCCUUGGCCCGGACGAGCGGCUCCCCAUCUGCCCCGCGAAUACCCAGGCCCUCCUGGGCAUCUUCAAAGACCUCCUUCAACAGAUUCCUCUGUCGGUGUUUCGGAUGGUGCGCGAAGUAGUCCUGGCCAAAUACACGGCAUCGGCAACCAUCAGAUCUGUCACCAAGAAGGUCUCAUCGGACCGGGACCUCAAGGAUUCCAACGCCGGCAGGCAUUGGCUUCACCAUUUCGGCGAGGAUCAAGAUCAGGGAUGGUCUGCAGUGGUCCAUGCGCUCCUGCGUAGACCUGCAGAUCCGGAAGUCACGCAGCCACUCGGCGAGGUUGGCGUUGGGCAACUGCAGGACUUGCUCCUCGAGUUUGCGGAGGCCCAGAUCCGGGCCGGCGACAGGGAUGGGUUGUAUCGCCUUGUGGAGAACCUCUCUGAACAGCGCUUCAACGGCCGUGAUCACUAUUCCGUGUGGAAGUCCAACUGUCUGCCUCUCGUGCGCCGUAUCAUCGCCGCGACCGAGUCCGAGCGUGCCACACCGACGGCGGGGGCCAGCUCGGAUCGAGGCCAAGUGCUGCUGUUGAACACUUUCCGUCUCAAGAGGGCUGCCAUUCGCAUACCAUUUUCUCGACUCGAUGACCCCGCACCGGACGAGGACCUCGAUGCGUUCGCGGCCGACGUCGUGGAGCUGAUCGAGGGAGACCUGGCUGCCCCUCGGCGCCGGGUCCCUUACCAUGAGGACGUCGAGGACCUCUGCAGGACGGUCUGCGCCCCUGAAGUCGCUCAAAUGUCGAGCAACUGCAUCAGGUUCGCGAAAAAGCUGGCGGACGUGGGAGGCGAGACGGCCUCACUUGGGCACCCCCCGCUGUCUGCUUACCUGCGACUGGAGAUGGCCGUCGAUGCCCUAAGGAGCCUUUCGAGAAUCAGUGGCAAGCAGCGCGAGGAGGUAGGCGAUUUGGUACGAUAUCUCCAAGGGUGCAGGAAUGAGGGGUUGGUGAUCAAGGGCUACCAGCUGGAAGAUUAUAUGAAGGAAAUGCACAAGUGA